This is a messenger RNA of Wickerhamiella sorbophila, 1047 nucleotides long. Its product is annotated as Ceramide very long chain fatty acid hydroxylase SCS7. Gene Ontology annotation, cellular component: membrane; endoplasmic reticulum. The record is from RefSeq and is a predicted model, not a curated record. The coding region runs from base 1 to 1047 and encodes 348 amino acids. Gene Ontology annotation, biological process: fatty acid metabolic process; lipid biosynthetic process. The transcript has a single exon. NCBI's taxonomy places the organism in Eukaryota, Fungi, Ascomycota, Dipodascomycetes, Dipodascales, Trichomonascaceae. Gene Ontology annotation, molecular function: fatty acid 2-hydroxylase activity; heme binding; iron ion binding.
AUGGGCGGUCAUUUGAUUUCGCCACAAAAGAUCGACCGGCUUAUCGCCAAGGGUCGGGUGAUUGUAAUUCUCAAGUCCGACCGUAUCUUCGACGUGACGAACUUUGUUGCGGACCAUCCUGGCGGUGAAGAGCUCAUUACCGAGUACCAAGGCAAAGAGAUCACAGAAGUUAUGAAGGACCGCGACAGCCAUGCGCACAGCGAUAGCGCGUACGAGAUGCUCGAAGAUUAUUUUAUUGGAACGCUUACAGACAUGACCGACGACGAGGUCAUGAAGGAGGCCGAGGCGGAAUCCAGCGCCAAAGUGCUGACCCGCACGACCAACUUUGAUCGCGACUUUGAAGAGCACAAAUUCUUGCAUCUCGGAAAACCAUUGUUGAUGCAGAUGCUGCGCGGCAACAUGACCAAGCGGUUUUAUCUCGAGCAGGUCCACAAGCCGCGUCACUACGGCCAGGGAUCCGCGCCUAUCUUUGGCAACUUUUUGGAACCCAUCUCCCUGACCCCAUGGUGGUUUGUUCCUUUGGUUUGGAUCCCCGUGAACAUGCUGCUUUUGACCAUCCCGCUGUCGGAGCUCCCUGUUGGAAAAGUCGCCUCCCUGUACGGGCUCGGCUUGUGUCUGUGGACCCUUGUCGAGUACGUGAUGCAUCGCUUCCUUUUCCAUAUGGACGCCCUGCUCCCGGACCAUCAGGUCGCAUUUACUCUGCACUUUUUGCUCCACGGCUUCCACCACUACCUCCCCAUGGACCGCUACCGACUCGUUCUCCCCCCUGCUCUUUUCGCAGUCUUGUGUCCGCCCCUGUACAAAUUGGCUCAUUUCGUUUUCCGGGACUACUAUGUUUCGCAGGCCGUGUUCUGCGGCGCCCACAUGGGCUACGUCUUGUACGACAUGACCCACUACUUUUUGCAUCACAAAAAGUUGCCCAGCAUCAUGAAGGCCACCAAGGUCUAUCAUCUCGACCACCACUACAAAGAGUACGAUCUCGGCUUCGGCGUCACCUCGCGGUUCUGGGACAGAAUCUUCGGCACGCUGAUUCUUGACACCCGUUAG